Messenger RNA from Danio rerio (zebrafish), 2782 nucleotides. It is a transcript of the gene pitpnb, whose product is annotated as phosphatidylinositol transfer protein, beta. Gene Ontology annotation, biological process: phospholipid transport; intermembrane lipid transfer; lipid translocation. Lineage: Eukaryota; Metazoa; Chordata; Actinopteri; Cypriniformes; Danionidae. The record is from RefSeq and is marked validated. Gene Ontology annotation, cellular component: cytosol; endoplasmic reticulum membrane; Golgi membrane. Gene Ontology annotation, molecular function: phosphatidylinositol transfer activity.
GGAAUCACUUAGCUUGUGACAUCAUCCGUGACGUCGGCAGGCCUGCGCGCAGCCGUAACCGGUGGAAAGAAGAUGGUGCUCAUCAAGGAAUAUCGUGUGGUUUUACCAUGCUCAGUGGAAGAGUAUCAAGUUGGGCAGCUUUUCUCGGUGGCUGAAGCCAGUAAAAACGAGACGGGUGGCGGAGAGGGCAUCGAAGUACUAAAGAAUGAACCAUAUGAGAAGGAAGGAGAGAAGGGACAAUACACACACAAAAUCUACCACUUAAAAAGUAAAGUGCCAGGUUUUGUGAAGAUGAUCGCACCCGAAGGAGCUUUAGUUUUCCACGAAAAGGCCUGGAACGCUUAUCCAUACUGCCGCACAAUUGUGACUAAUGAAUACAUGAAAGAUGACUUCAUGAUUAAAAUUGAAACGUGGCACAAACCUGACACGGGCGCUUUAGAGAAUGUACAUGAUUUGGAUCCCAUCACGUGGAAGACAGUGGAGGUCGUGCAUAUCGAUAUAGCUGACCGGUCUCAGGUUGAACCUGGGGAUUAUAAGCCAGAAGAGGACCCGGAAAUCUUUCACUCAGAGAAAACAGGUCGGGGACCUUUAGGACCGGACUGGAAGAAAGAGCUGUUGGCCAAGCCGGACAGUCCUCGUAUGUGUGCAUACAAACUAGUCACUGUCAAGUUCAAGUGGUGGGGCCUUCAAACCAAAAUAGAAAACUUCAUACACAAGCAAGAGAAAAGAAUCUUCACCAACUUUCACCGUCAGCUGUUCUGUUGGAUCGACAACUGGGUUGAGCUCACCAUGGAGGACAUUCGCAGGAUGGAGGAAGAGACGCAGCGAGAGCUGGAGGAGAUGCGUCAAAAAGGAAACGUACGAGGCACAACAGCAUCUGAAGAGUAGCCGAAUCCUUUUUAGUAACCAGAGGCAGGUGAUGAGAUUGUCUUCGUAAAACUGGUCAGGUUCGAGGCACCAGUGCUGCUCACGAACAAUGAGGCAAAACUUCAAGAAAUCUUCUACGAUGACGAAAGACAUCAAGACCGCAUCCAACCAAACCAGCCAGCGGCAACGCCGUCCUCCACCAGACUUCAGAAUGACACAACGAUCAGUAGUACUGUAAAACAGGUGGACACACUUUUUCACUGGACUAGACUUGACCUGUUUUCUAGAUUCAGGCCGAGUGUCCCAGUGACUGUUAACACUUUAAGACUUUUAGAAAUGUCAGAUUAUUGCUGUUUGGUUGUGUUAUUCCAUCUCAGAAAAAAAAAAAAAUUUUAAUUUUGGCAGGCAUCGGACCAAUUGUUUGUUUCUGUUUGGUUUUUAUCUGUUUGUAACGGUUCACGUCUUUUCUUUUCUGUUUUUAAUUUCCCCCCUGAUAAAGCACUUCUUUUUGGUUUCUUUGAAAUUUUAAAUCACGGUUAAGAGGGUUUUUAUUUCUGUAGUUGGCGUUAUCAGUUUAGUCCUGCCUAUCAUGUCUUGUUUUUGUAGGAAAAGGUGCAACGCUACUGCACAGCAUGCACAUGUGUGCACACAAACACACAUCCACCUCGCAGAAUACUUUUCAAAGCAAGUGGCUUUUGCAUGAGCUCAGGCAUGUUCUUAUUAGCGGCUGUUUUUUGGAGGGUCUCCGAGACCCUUCAACUGAAGCAACCCCUCAGGACUCACCCAAAAUCCAGACUAAUUACUAGAGCAAAUCUAUGCUGCUGCUGCUUUUUUACUUUCAGAGUUGCUUUUAGGCCCGGCCAAGUGCUUUUAUAUCGCUAAUCUACCUGUAAUUCUCUCAGGGUUCCCACAGUCACAGCAAACACCUGGAGAUAUCAGGGAAAAGUUGUGAUUUCCAGGCCUGCUUCAUUACACUUAGUAUUUAAUUUAGCCCCUUGUUGUUUUUAAAGCAAGAAUCGCUGUUAAAGUACAUAUUAGGUUAGGUUGAGCUUAGGUUUUUGUCAUUUUUUUGAGGUGUAACUACUUUUCCAGUUGGUUGAAUCUCUGGUAACUGACAUAACCACAUGUGAACGGCGCUUAACUGAUCCCCUUUUUGGUUUCCUUGUGCAUAUUAUGCAAAUGAUACUGGCGUUGUCAUGGCGACAAAUUUAUUCGGUGUCUCUAAACAGGCACAGUCGGUAAGAUUCUGUCGCACAAGUCUCAUGUUUGUGGCUGUAGUUUUUUAUUAUGUGCUCUUGAAUCAUUGAGUCACGCUGCAUAUUUGCAAUAUUAUUCAAAUCGAAUACUGUAACUCUAUUUUAUUUAUAUUUUUGCUCUACUUUUUUUUUUUUUGGUAAAGCUAACUGGGGAAACUGAAAAUUCUCUGUCACAUAAUGGCAGUAGAAAUCAUACUGAAUCCAGAAACUUUUAAUUCAAUCAAAAAACUGAAGUUCUUUUAACAUAAUAGUUGAAUGUUAAUAAAAUACAGCUUUCUUUGAGAUCAUGUGAGGACACAUUUUGGUUCGUUUAGAUUUUUAAUGAGUAAAUAAAUGUUAAACAUCAGCUCUGCGUAUUGUUUUAAUUCUUAGUUCACUAUGUAAUAUAAUGGUAAAGCAGAAACAUAACCUUACUGUAAAGUGUUACCCAUUGAUUUAUAUUAAAAAUAUAUAUAUAUAUAUUUGUAUAAUGAAUAUCACUAUGAUUUUUUUUGGUCUAAUUUGAUCAAGUGUGGGAACCCUGACCUCUGCACCUGAACGUGUGCAUAGACACCUCAAGUGAUGCUUAGGACAGUUUAAAGAGCUUGAUUUUUGUACUGUUUCUAUAUCGUACCAGGUCAGAGUUGCAGGACGAGGCUAUUCCGUCCUGCUCUCUGGCU